Molecule: messenger RNA, 2373 nt
Organism: Salarias fasciatus (jewelled blenny)
Lineage: Eukaryota; Metazoa; Chordata; Actinopteri; Blenniiformes; Blenniidae
Gene: gng12a
Product: guanine nucleotide binding protein (G protein), gamma 12a
Exons: 3
Coding region: 384-602 (72 amino acids)
Biological process (GO): G protein-coupled receptor signaling pathway
Cellular component (GO): heterotrimeric G-protein complex
Molecular function (GO): G-protein beta-subunit binding
Source: RefSeq, a predicted model, not a curated record
CUCGCUCGGGUCCGCCUCUCUCCUCUCGACUCAACUCGGCAGUUCUCGUCUAGAAGCGUCCAAGUGGAGGAGGAAAAGGAAAGGAAAAGGGGGGAAGCUGGUCGCUCCGGGAAAGAAGAAAAAGUAAACGACAGUUAAAUCUCGCCGGCCAGCGCCAUUGGAAAGUGUCCGCGGCGGGAAUCGGAGGUUUUCUGAAGUGGCCGGGAGGCGUGAGAGCGGCUGCCUUUCCCCCCGUCUGUGUUGUAAACACACGGUGUAGUUGUGACAUUGCGCCGUGAGCGACAGAGCAGAGGAAAGGUCUCCUCCCAGUCGUGUUGACGGAUACGGAGACAGCCCGAGCCGCCUGUAACACUCCACCCCGGCCAGUGUAGUUUUGAACCAGGAUGUCUUCAAAGACUCACAGCUCCAACAACAUCGCCCUCGCCCGGAGGACGGUGCAGCAGCUCAGAAUAGAAGCGAGCAUCGAGAGGAUAAAGGUGUCCAAGGCGUCUGCAGACCUCAUGAACUACUGCAGUGAACACGCCAGAAACGACCCGUUCCUCGUGGGCAUCCCCGCGUCAGACAAUCCCUUCAAGGACAAAAAGCCCUGCACUAUAUUGUAGUGGAUCCCACCUAGCCUUAAUGUAAUUUUUUUUUUUUUUUUUUUUUUUUUUUUUUUUUUGCUUAUUAAUGUCGCUGUAAUCUUUUCGUCGGGAGGAUUGAGGGGUGGACUGUGAUUGCGUCUUUACCAUGUGUUCACCUGUUCUGUUAACAAUUCAACCUUCUUGUUUUUUUUUUUUUUCUUUUCUUUGAAAAGCAAAUAAAUGUCGUGCCGCUGUCCUGUUAGCCUGUAUUUCUCCCUGGAGCUGUUCAGCUUGAGCUCUGACCACUAACAACCAACUUUUGGCUGCAGAGUUACAUCUCAAAUCUCAAAGGCAGACAGACGCUGUCUGAAUAUUCGGGCGGCGCUGGCUCCCCUCUGUGACGGAUUUGAUUCUUCAUCUGUACAGUCUCAUCUCCAGCGGGCAGUGACUGUUAUUUCUCUGUGAUUUGCCUUAAAUGGAUUCAUACAGCCAAAGUUUCCUCUCUGUUCUUUACAGGAAAUGUAUCAGAAACCAUUCCAGCUAGUAUUACGUGUGUGUGUAGUUUAGAUCACUGGGCCAGGGUUUACACUGAGUUAAUAAUGUACCACCAUGUAUAACUGAUUGUGACAGUAGUGCAUAGUGUCAAAAUGAAACUGUUGAAACAUAAAAGAAAGUGUUUUCCCGACUCAUCGCAGCUGCAGCGGCUCUGACUGGCCCUCGACAAUCUGCAUCCUGAUUUAAUUCCGCCUUUCCUCCUUCACUGUUUGCAGUUUGAUCACAGCUGUUGUUUCAGGUUGAUGAGACACUUUGCAUAUAAACACAAUCGAAGCCGAUCUCCGGAGUGCAGAUUGCCGAGCUUUGAGAAAUGCGUCAGCCGUCAAGUCGCAGUCGAUGAAGACGACGUUAAAUACGAGUCAGUGCUGUGUUGAAAUCAUGUAUCUGAAAGCUCCUCUCUGAGCUGCUGUCAUUCCCGCUCGACACGCUACGGUACGAACAUGUUUCCCUUUGUUUGUUUAAUGAGGCCGAUGACGCAAACUGUGCCACCAAGUAUUAAUCAGCACCGUGAGCCCGGCCUGCUCGCCCUCCGCAGAGCGUCUCAGCCAUGUGAAAGUGCACAGCACUGUCUUUAAAUGUGUUCGGCACAAGUGUUAGAGGUACAGGCCCGGAAGUGUUUGUUGAUGAAAACCACUUUUUUUUUUCUUAAUUUUUCAAGUUUAUACCUUAAAAUGUGUUGAAGAGCUUCAGUCUAACAUGUCCUGCAUGUUGCUAUUUGCUGGGGGAAAAAAAAGACCUCCUUUUGUCAUUUUAACCAAAAAAAAGAUUUUAAAAGAAUCUAAAUAGAGAAUGAUUUCAGCGUUUUCUCACUCUAAAGCCUUACCUAUGUUUGCCUUGUGUCGUGAAGAAAUCUCUAAAUGGGAGCACUAGUUUCUUCUAGAAAAGCCUAUCCAGUGUUUGUCUGUGGGAUGGAAGUGAUUUGUGACGAUGUUGUGCCAUCGGUUUGGUCUACAUGUUACUAGCAGAUCAUGUUCAUUUGUCUUUCAUUCACCUGGUGCUCAGCUUUGCAGCAGUUUUGUUAUUGUUGCCUUCUCCAAAGGGUACUUUCAGGUCUUCGAAUCAGUAAGAUCUCGUGUUAAAUCCAAUCUGUAUUUUUUAUGAUUGUCUCCAGCAGUCAUUUGUUCUUACUUGCAAUAAAGCAACCCUGUAUGCCACCUAAGGAGAAAAAAAAAAAAAAAAAUCAGAUUACCACUGCCAUGUUGUAAUUUCUGUCCAUUCACUGCAAAUCUGUAACAGCCUUAUUGUACCAUCAGUA